GAUGGCACCAAUCACACAGAGAGUGUAUACUACAUACUUGAUGCUCGCCAUGCUGUGUGUACUAGCUACAUACCAGGGUGCAUCAGGAGAUACCACCGAUGUCGAGGAAGCCAGACCUCGCCCACCACCUAACCCGGACCCCUGUACACCAUAUGCACAACCGUGUGACGGGCGGCGAGGUAUGGAAAAUUGUUGCGGUAUGCCAUUAUUGAGAUGUCGUAAAUACUCAGGAGAAUGGUGCGGAGAUAAUAGUUUACCAAAUAGUUCACCAUGUAUUUGUAGACACUCAGAAUUAUCCGGCGAAUAGAUUCCUGCUAGAUAUGACAGAUCAUGAUGAUUAAAAGUGCUCAAAGCUAGCCUUAUAUCAAUUCAUAUUUAGAUAUGUUGAUGUUGAUAUAAUUAUUAGGCCUAUACUGCAGCUCCACCAUACGUAUACUACUGUAAUUAUGGACAUGAAUUUUGGUGAUUGGUGAGAUAUUAAUUUUUAGAUGA
Strongylocentrotus purpuratus (purple sea urchin) is the source of this 492-nucleotide messenger RNA. RefSeq lists its product as uncharacterized. The record is from RefSeq and is a predicted model, not a curated record. The transcript is spliced from 3 exons. NCBI's taxonomy places the organism in Eukaryota, Metazoa, Echinodermata, Echinoidea, Camarodonta, Strongylocentrotidae. The coding region runs from base 2 to 307 and encodes 101 amino acids.